CGGGGGAGGCGGGCGGGGAGGGCGGGAGGGUGCGAGGGGCGGCCGGCGGUGCCUCCGUACGAGCCCGGCCCGGCCCGGCCCGGCCCGCCCUGCCCUGCCCUGCGCGCUCCGCCGGCCGCGGGGAUGCUCCCGGUGGGGGAGGAGUCUCCAAAGUCUACCAAAAGCACCACAAAGCCUGGCGGCAGCACCAGCAGCAGCAGCAGCAGCGGCAGCAGCAGCAGCAGCAGUAGCGGGAAGGAUGGUGGGGCAGAGAAUUCAGAGGAGGCCCAGCAGCCUCAGCAGCAGCCGCAGCAGCCACAGCAGCAGCCACAACAGCAGCCAACUUCAAAUAAGCGGCCCAGUAACAGCGCUCCCCCCCCAACCCAGCUGAAUAAAAUCAAGUACUCAGGGGGACCCCAGAUUGUGAAGAAGGAGCGCCGGCACAGCUCUUCCCGUUUCAAUCUGAGCAAAAACCGGGAACUGCAAAAACUCCCAGCCCUCAAAGAUGCUCCUCCACACGAACGAGAAGAGCUUUUCAUCCAGAAGCUGCGGCAGUGCUGUGUUCUUUUUGACUUCAUCUCUGACCCCCUCAGUGACCUGAAGUUCAAGGAGGUGAAGCGAGCAGGUCUCAAUGAGAUGGUGGAAUACAUCACACACAACCGUGAUGUUGUCACCGAGGCCAUCUAUCCUGAAGCUGUUAUCAUGUUUUCAGUGAACCUCUUCCGGACACUUCCACCAUCGUCCAAUCCCACAGGAGCAGAAUUUGACCCUGAAGAAGAUGAGCCUACAUUAGAGGCUGCCUGGCCACACCUUCAGCUGGUGUAUGAGUUCUUCCUCAGGUUCCUGGAAUCGCCUGACUUUCAACCAAAUGUAGCCAAGAAAUACAUUGACCAGAAGUUUGUGCUAUCUCUGCUGGAUCUCUUUGACAGUGAAGACCCCAGAGAACGAGACUUCCUAAAAACUAUUCUUCACAGGAUCUAUGGGAAGUUCCUGGGUCUGAGAGCAUAUGUGAGGAGGCAGAUCAAUAAUAUAUUUUACAGGUUCAUCUAUGAAACAGAACACCACAAUGGGAUUGCAGAGCUACUGGAGAUCCUGGGAAGCAUAAUCAAUGGGUUUGCUUUGCCUCUGAAGGAAGAGCACAAAAUGUUCCUCAUCAGAGUUUUGUUACCACUGCACAAAGUGAAGUCUCUCAGUGUGUACCAUCCUCAGCUGGCAUACUGUGUUGUACAGUUCUUAGAGAAAGACAGCAGCUUGACAGAGCCGGUGAUUGUGGGCUUGCUGAAGUUCUGGCCCAAAACUCACAGUCCCAAAGAGGUGAUGUUUUUAAAUGAGCUGGAAGAGAUCCUGGACGUGAUUGAGCCAUCUGAGUUUGUGAAGGUUAUGGAGCCCUUGUUCAGGCAGUUGGCAAAGUGUGUCUCCAGCCCACACUUCCAGGUGGCAGAGCGAGCACUGUACUAUUGGAACAAUGAAUAUAUCAUGAGCCUGAUCAGCGAUAAUGCAGCCAAAAUCCUCCCCAUCAUGUUUCCAGCACUCUACAAGAACUCCAAGAGUCACUGGAACAAGACAAUUCAUGGGCUGAUCUACAAUGCACUGAAACUCUUCAUGGAGAUGAACCAAAAGCUUUUUGAUGACUGCACACAGCAAUACAAGGCAGAGAAGCAGAAGGGAAGGUUCAGGAUGAAGGAACGAGAAGAAAUGUGGCAGAAAAUAGAGGAGCUGGCUCGGUUGAACCCCCAGUACCCCAUGUAUUAUGCACCUCUACCCUUGCCUUCUGUGUGCUGUAUGGAAACGGAGACCCCAACUGCAGAGGAUAUACAGCUGCUGAAGAAAACGGUGGAGACGGAGGCUGUGCAGAUGCUGAAAGACAUUAAGAAGGACAAAGUUUUGCUGCGCCGGAAGUCUGAGCUUCCACAGGACGUCUACACUAUAAAAGCCUUGGAGGCCCACAAGAGAGCAGAAGAGUUUCUCACCUCAAGCCAGGAGGCUCUCUGACGGGCUCAGGAGCUGGCCCAGGAAGCUCUGCCCCAUCCCUUUCCUCCAGGGGUCAUGGAAAUGCACUCGGUUCUCAUGUAUAAGUAAGGAAUGAACAUGGUGAGCUGUGCCUGUCCUCCACUCCAUCUGCAUACCUCCAGGGUAGAUCUGGUUUUAUGUUAUAACUUGUAUCUCACCACUGUCCUGUCCUCCUGCUUUUUCUCCAUCCUCCUGCUUUUCCACCUUGGCUGUGCAGGCAUGAAGGGAGCCUGCCUGACCUCUGCUUGUAUCAGUCCAGGCAGGACUCACUUCACUGUGAGCUGUCACCUGAUUCUUACUCUGCCAGGAAGCCAGAGCCUUGCUCAGGCUCUGUGUUGGGCAGAGCCUGCCAUGCAUGGCUCAGUGUGCUACUCCAAACUCCAAGUGCCCAUCUCCGCCACACCUGCCCCCAUGCUGCCUGUGCAGCUGCACCCUGCCAGAGGCCAGACUGAGCUUGGGGCAGAAGCAGAGUUUGUGAGGCUCUGCUGCCUCUCCAGCCUGCCUUGGGGUGCAGCUCCACAGCUGAAGGGUCUUAAUGUACAGCGGAGGAAAUGUUUACUUCCACCUUUCUUUUGCUACAAGCCCCUUGUUCUGUUCCCGUCAGUGGAGUGGGGGUUCAGUGCUUUGCCACCCCCAGUUAAGCUGGGUGCAAGCACUACAUACUAUUGCAGUCCUCCCUUUAGAGCAUCCUUAGAAGCUCUCUUGUGAGAAAGUGAAUUCCUUCUGCUGUUUGUGUUGGUCCGUGCUGACUCAUCUCCUUCCCGAUGUCUCGGGUUAAUUGUGGGCCCAGAACUAACUUCCCGCUUUGUAGCAGGUAUCAGCCACUGACUUCUACUUUCUUCCUCUACCUGCUCAAUUAAAAUACUCCUGCAGCUCUCCCUUUGUCUCUGUAUCCCAUCCUUAGCUCUUCAGGGCCAGGGUUUCUAGGAAGCUUGUGCUGCUAGUCAUUUCCGCAAGCUAGUGGAAGCAAUGGAUACACCUCAUGGGGUGUGGCUGAGUUUGAGUGUUCAGUUGUCGCCUCAUUAUUAUCAAUGGCUAAGCACUACUGCUGAAACGCUUCGGUGGGUGCUCUGAGCAAAAUUCACCUGUCCUGUUAUGUUGGUAUCUGCUGUGGCUGGAGCCCUUGUUAGUUAUCACAUGGUGCAUCAGGGACUCCUGCUAACUUAAGCAUUUAGAAACACUUGCUGAUAGCCCAGGGGCUUGCCCAGCACUUGGGUGCUACUGUGAUCCAGCUUUCACCCCUGUUGUUUGUGGUGCAGAUUUAGUGCCAGGCCAAGGUGCCACCUCAGAGGCUGGUUUGUCAUAGAGAGGGAGUCUCUGCUUCUUAGCUGCUGCACCUGCUUUCUUGGCACAUAAGUUUAAGUGGGUUUGCAGUAGUGCAGGGAGCCUGCGGGGUUGGUGCUAGCCUGAUACUGCUUUGCAACAGCACAGGAUGUUGAAGAAGGUUCUGGUGUAUCUGCUUGUCCUCACCAGUAAACCAUUCCCAGGUCAGAGGAUCAGCCCCUCUAAUCUUUCUGCUGGUGUGCAGCACAUCUUUACUCCAAUCCCAGCGAGGCUGUUUUGACCUGUGUAUCCUGCAUCCCUGCCCUGUGUAGCUCUCUCCGGGCUCAGCCCUCACCAGGAAUGCCACCAUCUCUUGGGAGGAGCUGGCAGGUGCAUGUGUGAGAUCCCCCCCAGUCACGCAGGACCCCACCUCCCUUCCGCCUCACACAACGGGCCAGUUCGUCAGGAGACUUCAGAAACACCUCAGGGAGGUUAUUGCUUAUUUUGAACAUUAGUCUGAGCUCAUGAUCAGCUGCCAAUCAAUUACCUCACACCUGGCACAGCAUGUGGAUGUGCACCGGGUGGUGCCGAUGGUGCCGGAGCAGCACAGCGGAAAUGAGGGCUGCCAGGCUCGGGCUGGGCAGGAGGCUCCUUCCUGUUUCAGCACAGGCUCUCCAACUGGCUGCUUAGCAUUGCGCUGUAAGCCAAGACCUCAUUUUUAGAUUGCUACAGCAUGGUGUGCCCUCACUUGAGCCUGCUUGCUGCUGGGCAGUGGCUGCCUUUCCCCGCUGUGGGCUGCUCUGCCUGCAGAGGGAACAGAAUCUUGUGGUGUGCAGACUGGCACUGUCCUGUAGAUGAUCUGUCUCUGCUGGCAGUCGCCGACCCUGGCCAGAGGAAUGCUGCUGGGGUUGUGCCACAUGCAGGGGCAGGAUUGUAACACAUCAUGAUUACGUGCUGUACAGCUUUGUGAUGUUCCCAUAGCUUUUUGUGUCUUGUUUUGGGUCAGGGAACUUAGGCUUAGUACCUUCACAUCAUCCUUUGUUUGCUGCCUAUUCAUUCCAGUGUCCUGGACACCUCAGAAGGGGACCAUGUGAGACAGGGGGGAGUGUGCUCACCCUCUCACCACAUGUACUGCUCAUAGGCAGACCUGCAUCUGCCACGCUACAGCUGCCCCUCGCUCAAUACUUGGUUUCUAGCAUUAGUGCUGCUCAUUUCUGCCUACGCCUUUCCCCACAUCAGCCAAAUGGACAGAACUGGAGCUGCCUCUUCCUCUUCACCUGGCUUGCUCCUCCCUAGGGAAAAAGCAAAACUACUGCAUUCACACCCUGGACACAAGUAUUAAGCUGCUUACAGUUCAUAUGUACAUAUGGUGUACUUUAUUUUCAGUAGAGCAUUACAUAGUAUGAAAGUGUUGGAUUUUGUACAGAUGUCCCUGUAUGUACAGAACUAAAUAAAACCAAUCUCUUGGAAUGACA
Molecule: messenger RNA, 4727 nt
Organism: Poecile atricapillus (Black-capped chickadee)
Lineage: Eukaryota; Metazoa; Chordata; Aves; Passeriformes; Paridae
Gene: PPP2R5D
Product: protein phosphatase 2 regulatory subunit B'delta
Exons: 16
Coding region: 124-1971 (615 amino acids)
Biological process (GO): signal transduction; protein dephosphorylation
Cellular component (GO): cytosol; protein phosphatase type 2A complex; nucleus
Molecular function (GO): protein phosphatase activator activity
Source: RefSeq, a predicted model, not a curated record